UGCCCAAUCAUUGGUAUCAGUGGGAGGAAUAGUACCCCAUCAUUGGUAUCAGUGGGAGGAAUAGUGCCCCAUCAUUGUUAUCAGUGGGAGGAAUAUUGUCCCAUCAUUGGUGUCAGUGGGAGAAAUAGUGCCCCAUCAUUGGUGUCAGUGGGAGAAAUAGUGCCCCAUCAUUGGUGUCAGUGGGAGGAAUCGUGCCACAUCAUUGGUGUGAGUGGGAGGAAU
Messenger RNA from Staurois parvus, 222 nucleotides. NCBI's taxonomy places the organism in Eukaryota, Metazoa, Chordata, Amphibia, Anura, Ranidae. The record is from the annotation of a GenBank genome assembly.